GCUUAGCCUUAUCUUUUUUACCAGUGGGGUUCACAAAGAAGACAAGAAAUCGUCGCCUACCAUAAUCACUGUCAUUAUCUCCACGUGAUGUUACGUUAAUGGGAUAAUCAUACAGUCACGUAAAGCCAUUUCUUUGAUUCACAGUAUUGACCACCUCUCUGCACAAAUUGUACACAAGGUGGAAUUGUGUUUAACGACACAAGGUGCACCCAAAUGCAUGAACUGUUCUUUGGAUCUUCUUGAGUAAGUGUUUGCCACUUUGGGUUGCUUUUUUUCUGCUCUUUAAAAGUUGUCGGCUGGGUAUUGGCGAUUUUAUUUUGUGGAGUUCUGUUGUUUGGUUGAUGACUUCAUGGAGAGUUUUACUUUUUCAGUUGGUGAAACAUGUAGGGAAGGCUCAGUUGGUCCACAGAUAGGUUGGGAACAGUCAAAUUUCUUUGACCCAGAACAUCUUGAUAGGCUGGCCUUUUUGGGUCCUUGGUAGUUCAAAAUAAUCUUCACUUCCCAGGUUCAGCUGCGGAGAAUUAUCUCCAGAUCUUUCCCUUGACUGGGCAAAGUUUUUUGCUGUCGUUCUACUGGCAAAAGCUGCAGUUUGUGAUUGUAAGUUGCUUUAUGGUUUUCUUUGAUUGAGGACCUUCAGUCUGAUUUCUGGGAUUUGUGGCUACUGGCUAAUGAGUAGAGGAAGGAGGAAGAGAAAUUUUUGAGACUUUUAUAAAACUUGAUACUGAAAUUUGAUCCUGAAAUUUGAUCCUGAAGAAACUGAAUUACAAGAUGGGUAGCAACAAGACUAUAGUUUGGUUUAGAAGGGACCUCAGGAUUGAGGAUAAUCCUGCCUUAGCUGCUGCUGCUAGGGAUGGUAGCGUCUUCCCUCUUUAUAUAUGGUGUCCUCAAGAUGAAGGACAAUUUUACCCGGGUCGAGUUUCGAGGUGGUGGCUAAAGCAGUCUCUUGCUCACUUGGACCAUUCCCUGAGAUCCCUUGGGGCUGAACUUGUGCUAAUCAGAACCCAGAGCACUCUUGCUGCUCUCUUGGAGUGCAUUGAAGCCAUUGGAGCUACAAAAGUAGUAUUCAACCAUCUUUAUGAUCCUAUUUCACUUGUUUGUGAUCACAACAUCAAAGGAAAGCUGGUGGAGCUAGGCAUUUCUGUGCAAAGCUACAAUGCAGAUCUGUUGAAUGAGCCAUGGGAAGUAUAUGAUGCAAGAGGGCAAGCUUUUACAACCUUUGAGGCGUACUGGGACAAGUCCUUAAACAUGCAACGGGAACUUGUCACACUCCUUCCUCCAUGGAAAUUGGUGCCAGCAACAGGAAAUGUAGCAAAAUGUUCAAUUGAGGAAUUGGGUCUUGAAAAUGAAACAGAAAAAUCUAGCAAUGCCCUCUUAGCAAGAGCAUGGUCUCCUGGUUGGAGCAAUGCCGAUAAGGCUCUAAGUGAAUUUUCUGAGUUGCACCUGCUUCAAUAUUCAAAGAACAGGACAAAGGUUGGGCAAAACUCUACAUCACUUUUAUCCCCAUAUCUUCAUUUUGGAGAACUGAGCGUGAGGAAAGUUUUCCAGUUAGCUCGAAUGAAGCAGAUACUGUGGGCAAAAGAAGGGAACUCUAUAGGGGUUGAGAGUGUGACUCUUUUCUUGAGGGCCAUUGGGCUCAGAGAAUACUCACGGUAUCUUUGUUUUAACUUUCCAUUCACUCAUGAGAGACCACUGCUUAGCAACUUGAAUUUUUUUCCUUGGCAAGCUGACCAGAACAAUUUUAAGGCUUGGAGACAAGGUCGGACCGGGUACCCUUUGGUUGAUGCAGGAAUGAGAGAGCUAUGGGCAACCGGGUGGAUACACAACAGAAUAAGAGUGAUCGUAUCAAGUUUUGCUGUGAAAGUAUUGCUUCUUCCUUGGAAAUGGGGAAUGAAGUAUUUCUGGGACACACUUUUGGAUGCUGAUUUGGAAAGUGAUAUCCUUGGUUGGCAGUAUAUCUCAGGGAGCUUACCAGAUGGCCAUGAGCUUGAGCGUUUGGACAGUCCAGAGGUUCAAGGCUCAAAAUUUGACCCGGAGGGUGAAUAUGUAAGGCAUUGGCUGCCUGAGUUAGCGCGUCUGCCAACUGAGUGGAUCCAUCAUCCUUGGGAUGCACCAGAUAAUGUGCUUAAAGUUUCGGGGGUAGAGUUAGGAUUUAACUAUCCAAAACCUUUCAUUGAGAUAGAUUUGGCUAGAGAACAUUUGACCAAGGCUAUAUUCAAGAUGUGGGAAAUGGAAGCAGCAGCAAAGGCUGCAAACUCAAAUGGCACAGAUGAAGUUGUUGUUGACAAUUCCGAUGGUAUUGAAAUUUUGCCUAUCCCAAAAGUGAUCUUAAAGAAUAAUGCUCCUUGUCCUACUUACUCAUCGAAUGAUCAGAAGGUGCCUACAUGUCAAAAUUCCGAGAGUAACCAAUUUAAUAGGAAGAGAUCCAAACAUAUGCAAGAAGAAAGGCCACUCCAAGAUAAUUUGCACAAUCCUAAUGAAGCUGGGACCUCGAGAACAAAUGAAGAUUGCAGCUCUACAGCUGAAUCUUCAAUGUCUAAGAAGCAGACAACAAGCAGAAAUUCAUUUUCUGUUCCACAGUCAUGUUCCUCAUCAAAAGACAACUCUUUUUUGGAGUGUGAAUCUUCUGACAUGAAGCAGUCAUGGCAAGAACAGAUUGACAUGGAACAGAGUUCAAGCAAAGAUGGAGCUACGGGAGAUGAAUGCCUAUAAGUCGGAAUACAUUGGCGACCGUACUGUUCAUCAAGAAAGAGGAUGGUUCUGCGUUUGGAGUAAUGUAAUGCAGUAUGCAUGGUGCAAUUGUCCUUUAGGUAUGACAACAAUAACUCGAGUGUAAAAUCCAUAGCAUGUAAAUGAUUACUGGCUGAUAAGAUGUCCAUUUUUCCUCCAUGAUAGUAGAUAUAGAGAUUGAAGAACUAACAAGCUUGAAACAGAAAACUUCCCAACUUUGUUGGUGCAUGCUUGCUCUAUGUACUGUUGUUGUAAGAGAAAGGACGCAUCAUAUGCUUUAUUAAGGAUUUGGCAUGGCAUAAUAAAUUUUGUAAAUUUUGAAGCA
Prunus mume (Japanese apricot) is the source of this 3052-nucleotide messenger RNA. RefSeq names its product cryptochrome 2 (gene CRY2). Gene Ontology annotation, cellular component: cytoplasm; nucleus. The record is from RefSeq and is a predicted model, not a curated record. Lineage: Eukaryota; Viridiplantae; Streptophyta; Magnoliopsida; Rosales; Rosaceae. Gene Ontology annotation, biological process: circadian regulation of gene expression; entrainment of circadian clock by photoperiod; blue light signaling pathway. Gene Ontology annotation, molecular function: blue light photoreceptor activity; DNA binding; FAD binding.